Molecule: messenger RNA, 2433 nt
Organism: Penicillium canescens
Lineage: Eukaryota; Fungi; Ascomycota; Eurotiomycetes; Eurotiales; Aspergillaceae
Product: phosphoketolase family protein
Exons: 1
Coding region: 1-2433 (810 amino acids)
Biological process (GO): carbohydrate metabolic process
Molecular function (GO): aldehyde-lyase activity
Source: RefSeq, a predicted model, not a curated record
AUGGCACCAAAUACAGGCGAGAAGAGUAUCUCUGCUUAUGGAGAAGCUCGCUCGACGGUGGAGGGAAAGCCUCUUGAUGCCGAGGAGGUUCGGAAGAUGAAUGCUUACUUCCGUGCUAGCAUGUACCUUUGCUUGGGCAUGCUGUAUCUUCGUGAGAAUCCUCUUCUUACCGAACCUCUCAAACUGGAGCAUCUCAAAGCUCGACUCUUGGGUCAUUGGGGAUCUGAUGCCGGCCAAUCGUUUACUUGGAUUCAUAUGAACCGACUCAUCAAGAAGUAUGACCUUGAUGUGCUCUUUGUUUCUGGCCCUGGACAUGGCGCCCCUGGAAUUAUCUCGCAGUCUUAUCUUGAGGGGGUCUACUCCGAGGUCUACCCUGACAAGGCCGAAGACAAGGAGGGCAUGCAGAAGUUCUUCAAGCAAUUCUCGUUCCCCGGUGGUAUUGGAAGCCAUGCAACUCCCGAGACACCUGGUAGUAUCCAUGAAGGUGGUGAGCUGGGAUACUCGCUCUCGCAUGCUUUUGGCUCAGUCUUCGACAACCCAAACCUCAUCACUUUGACCAUGGUGGGAGACGGCGAGUCAGAAACCGGCCCACUCGCCACCAGUUGGCACAGCACCAAGUUCCUGAACCCAAUUGCUGACGGUGCGGUUCUUCCUGUACUCCAUCUCAAUGGAUACAAGAUCAACAACCCUACUGUUCUUGCACGAAUCAGUCAUGACGAGCUGACAGCCUUGCUCGUUGGCUACGGAUGGAAGCCCUACUUUGUCGAGGGCAGCGAAUUCGACACCAUGCACCAAGCCAUGGCAGCUACUCUCGAACAGUGUGUUUUGGAGAUCAAGAAGCACCAGAAGCAAGCCCGAGAGACGAAGACGCCCUUCAGACCCCGCUGGCCAAUGAUCGUUCUCCGCACCCCCAAGGGAUGGUCCGCUCCACGAGAGGUUGAUGGCCACCUGCUUGAGGGCUUCUGGCGCGCGCAUCAGAUCCCCAUCACCGAUGUGCGCACUAACCCUCCUCAUUUGAAAUUGUUGGAGACCUGGAUGAAGGGUUAUAAGCCAGAAGAGCUUUUCGAUAAGAAUGGCACAUUGAUCCCAGAGCUCAAAGAGCUGGCACCCACUGGUAACUCCCGGAUCAGUGCCAACCCAGUUGGCAACGGAGGUCUCUUGCGCCGACCUCUCAACAUGCCUGAUUUCCGGGAGUAUGGAUUCACGGACAUUGUCCCAGGCUCCACCAUCAAAGGAGGCAUGGCAAACAUGGCCAAGUUCCUCCGUGACCUAGUCGCCCAGAACAUGAAAUCUUUCCGACUCUUCGGUCCUGAUGAGACUGAGUCGAACAAGCUUGCGGAGGUGUACAAAUCUGGCAAAAAAGUCUGGAUGGGCGAUUACUUCGAAGAAGAUAAAGAUGGCGGUAACCUAGCGCCGGACGGUCGUGUGAUGGAAAUUCUCAGCGAACAUACUUGCGAAGGGUGGCUAGAAGGCUACAUUCUUUCUGGUCGACACGGUCUGCUGAACAGCUACGAGCCGUUCAUCCACGUCAUUGACUCGAUGGUCAACCAGCACUGCAAAUGGAUUGAGAAAUGUCUUGAAGUUGAAUGGCGUGCCAAAAUCGCCUCGCUGAACAUUCUCAUUACCGCCACCGUCUGGAGACAGGACCACAAUGGCUUCACCCACCAGGACCCCGGUUUCCUCGACGUGGUCGCCAACAAGAGCCCGGAAGUAGUCCGCAUCUACCUCCCACCCGAUGGCAACACCCUCCUCUCAGUGAUGGACCACUGUCUCCGCAGCGUGAACUAUGUAAACGUCAUUGUUGCCGACAAACAAGAGCACAUCCAAUUCCUUAACAUGGACGAAGCAGUGGCACACUGCACAAAGGGUCUCGGAAUCUGGGACUGGGCCAGUAACGACCAAAACUCCGAGCCCGACGUCGUAAUUGCAUCAUGCGGCGAUGUCUCAACCCACGAAGCCCUAGCUGCAACGGCCCUCCUUCGCGAGCACCUCCCCGAUCUAAAAGUCCGCUUCGUCAACGUAGUAGACCUAUUCAGACUGAUCUCAACGCUCCACCAUCCCCACGGCAUGUCCGACAAAAAAUGGAAAGCAAUCUUCACCACAGACAAGCCAAUCAUCUUCAACUUCCACUCGUACCCGUGGCUCAUCCACCGGCUCACAUAUAAGCGUCCCGGUCAACACAAUCUGCAUGUGCGCGGAUACCGCGAGAAGGGCAAUAUCGACACGCCCUUCGAGCUCGCUAUGCGCAACAACACGGAUCGGUACAGUCUUGCUAUUGAUGCCAUUGAUUUGGUUCAGUCGCUUGGUAAUACCGCUGCUGGUGUUAGAGAGAAGCUGAUUAAUGCGCAACUGGCGGGUAAGGAAGAGGCGUUCAAUAAUGGUCUUGAUCCUGAGUAUAUUCGCAACUGGUCUUGGCCUUGGCCUAAGAAAUAG